Molecule: messenger RNA, 3402 nt
Organism: Coregonus sp. 'balchen'
Lineage: Eukaryota; Metazoa; Chordata; Actinopteri; Salmoniformes; Salmonidae
Source: the annotation of a GenBank genome assembly
AUGCGACGUUUCGGAUCUGUGCAGCAAAAGAUACCUUGUGUGUUUCUGACUGAGGUGAAAGAGGAACAGUCCAGAAAACGCGAAUGUCAGGUGAGUGUCUAUGAGUAACUGCAGUUAGCAGCUAACGUUUGAUAGCUUAGCUAACUAGUUAGCGUACGCCAGCUAAAAUAACUCAAAUUAACAGUCAUAGUAUAUCCUAAAUACUACUGUAUACAUGAAUGGUUUUGUAGAUUAAUUUUGUAUUUGUUUUCCUAAUAGCUAGUAGCUACGUUUCGUUAUCAUUCUUACUCUGCACCAUAGUUAGGCGGAUACUAAGCUAAUGCUAACUAGCUAAUUAUGUCAACACAGCAGCAGUUGAUUGGUUAGUGGUGCGGUCUGAUGAUGCCCCAUUGAAUGAAAGCCAGGGCGAUGUUCAGUACGGGAACGUUGAAGAUAGAAAAGCCAUGACUAAUGCUAACGUGAUUUCUUAUUCUAUAUACCAAAGAGAUGUUUGCUCUAGCACCAUCAUACAUUUCUAUCUGAACGUUGGCCAACGUUGUCCUGCUGAACGCGGCCCAGUUGAGCUCUUGAAAUGUUGUCCACAGUAGGGUGUUUUCACCAUCUUCUCUCUUGUGGCACCAAUGUGAGGGGUUAUGGCAGCUGAAACGGUGUUGCAGAAUAACAGAAUAAACUGCUAUUUAUUCUGUUACCAAUAAUAUUUGCAUGUUAAUAGUGUCUUCUGAUUUACAAUUAUUGGCUCAUCUUUUAACUAAAUGCAAUCUAUUAGCUUCCAAAAUGUAAGUAGGUAUAUCUAGCUGUCUGAUAACACAUUCUGAUGGAAUGGCUUGUCUUGCACAAGGUAAAAACCCAGAGUGCAUUGAGUGGAAUGUAAAAAAAAAAAAGAUCUUGGUUCCAUUCUGAAUAUAGCAAUGUGAAUGCAAAGAGGACUCGGACCACAAAAUUGUGAACUGGCAAAAUAGUUGAGUCCUCAUUCAAAGGCAAGGGCAGUGUGAAUACAAAGAGAACUGAGUUAUUUAGCUUCUUUUUUUUUUUUUUACCCCAGAGUUCACUUUAAAGAGGACUGAGAACGGUUAUUUUAAAGAGGACUAUAUUUUGGGCUCCCGAGUGGCGCAGUGGUCUAAGGCACUGCAUCUCAGUGCUAGAGGCGUCGUUACAGACCUGGGUUCGAUUCCAGGCUGUAUCACAAUCCAGCCAUGAUUGGGAGUCCCAUAGGGCGGCGCAUAAUUGGCCCAGCGUCGUCCGGGUUUGUCCGGGGUAGGCAGUCAUGGUAAAUAAGAAUUUGCUCUUAACUGACUUGCCUACUUAAGUAAAGGUACAAAAUAAAAAACACUCUAAGAUGCACACAUCUUUGUGUAUAUUGUAUGACAACAAACACAUUUAAAUUGAAAUGGCACAAUACAACAAAAUAUGUCCAUAGUUUCUAGGUUAUGACUGUUUUCUAGCUACUUUGUGAUUUACCGGUAGCUGCUGAAAAAAGACAGUCAGUUGCACUUACUAUGCAGGAAAUCUUCACCUUUUCGCUAUCUUUUUUCUAACAGCAAUUUCAGGUUGUAGCCACCGAAAAUGUGAACCCUAUAGCACUGGAAUCGAAUAUUGACGGUGCACUUACCACAGAAAAGCUGGAUGGCACCUGCUGCUAUGUUUCCAUUUAUAAAGGUGAGCUUUGAACUGCAUAAAUUAACAUUGCAGCCCACACAGGUGGGUCUUCAUUACAUUUACAUUUUAGUCAUUUAGCAGACGCUCUUAUCUAGAGCGACUUACAGUUUUAGUGAGUGCAUACAUUUUUCAUACUGGCCCCCCGUGGGAAACGAACCCACAACCCUGGCGUUGCAAGCACCAUGCUCUACCAACUGAGCUACAGGAGGCCCUUCAUGCCCUCUUUAUGGUUGAAAUGAAGCUCCCUCAUAUCAUAUCAAAUCAAAUUGUAUUUGUCACAUACACGUGUUUAGCAGCUGGUAUUGCAGGUGUAGCGAAAUGCUAGUGCUUCUAGCUCCGACAGUGCAGUAAAUGUCUAAACUGUAAAUGGUUUAUUUCUUUUACAGGGCAAUCAUAUCUCUGGGCUCGACUAGACCGGAAGCCCACCAAGCAGGCAGACAAGAGGUUCAAGAAGCAUCAGUAUUCCCACAAAAGUUGCAAAGGUUUCACCUGGAAUGUGAAAGAAGACUUUAAGAUGGUUCCAGAGUCUUGGGUCCCAGCACACAGAGUUCAGCACCACAAUGGACAGCCUGUACCAGAUGAGCACGGACACAUCCCAGGUGGGACACACUAAAUAAGGACACACUCUUUGAGCUGGUUUCCCGGACACAGAUUAGCCCUAGUCCUGGACUAAAAAGCCGGUCACUCACUCGCUUUUCACAAUUUGCUAUUUACUAACAGUAUGUCCUUUUAUAUGGGAACUAAAAUACUGAUGGUACUUUCUCAAUGUAUGUUCAGGUUGGGUUCCUGUGGAGAAAGACAACAAGCAGUACUGUUGGCACUCCUCUGUUGUGGACUAUGAUGCUGGGGUAGCGCUGGUUCUGAGGCCCAGUGCUGAGAAUGAAGACCUGCUAGAGAUCACCAUGAUACCACUGGCUGAUCUCCUGGAGCAAACCCUGGAGCUUAUUGGAACCAACGUCAAUGGGAACCCAUAUGGUAAAUGUGACAUACAGUCCAAGUCCUACACUGUACAUGUACACAUGCACUUCUGAACGUGGCCCCUUAGCAAGAGUAUCUAAAUAGUGUGUCGUUUCUGACAGGGAUGGGAAGUAAAAAGCAGCCUGUCCACGUCCUGGUUGCCCAUGGAAGUGUGCGCAUCAGGAACCCUCCCCCGGUGGACUACCAGCAGUUGUGUUCCUGGUUCCAAGACAAUCAGGAGGGCCGUGUUGAGGGGAUCGUCUGGCACUGUAAUGACGGGACCCUGGUCAAGGUAAGCGCUCUAGGGGCGCCUAUUAUGCAAUUAAAUUGAGACUUGGACUGUGGUAUGUCUUCAGUGUUCCCCCCUCUCUCAAUAUCAGCUAUAAUGUUGUCUUUUUGAUUAUGUCCUGAUUUUAGUAUUUGAUAUUUUUGAUUACUUAGCAUGUUGGCAUGGUUCCCUCAACUAUGAGAUUCAAUUUAGCUCAGGUUUUAUCGAUCAGUAAAAAAAAAAAAUAAGGGUGUUAUUUUGUUUACUCCAGAUCAGGAGCUUUGACAUUUUAAGUGGUAAAACCAGUGUGUGUGUGUUUGUUUUGGCUGUAGCUCCAUCGUCAUCACCUGGGGCUGAGAUGGCCGGACGGCGACACCAUCCUGAACGCUCGGCCUGUGGUCGUCCACGUCGACGGGACCAUACGAGAGUAUGACAUCACCAGCAAGGACUUGUUUACAUCUCUCUCCCAGUUAAACGGACAUCGCUUCAGCAGACUGCAGGACAUCCAGUUUGACCCUUAA